Molecule: messenger RNA, 2830 nt
Organism: Lycium ferocissimum
Lineage: Eukaryota; Viridiplantae; Streptophyta; Magnoliopsida; Solanales; Solanaceae
Product: G-type lectin S-receptor-like serine/threonine-protein kinase B120
Exons: 7
Coding region: 197-2776 (859 amino acids)
Biological process (GO): recognition of pollen; protein phosphorylation
Molecular function (GO): protein serine/threonine kinase activity; ATP binding
Source: RefSeq, a predicted model, not a curated record
AUUUCUCUCUUGAAUUUCAUACGAUUCCAAUUAUAUCGCAUAACUGGAAAAGAAGGGAGUACCGAACAUGAAUGCCAUUCCUUUUUUAAAAUAGACUUAUGGUAAACUUUUAUCAAACAUUCUUGUCAUAUUCCUAAUUCAUAAAACUUUUCUAGUGCACAAAAACCAAGUGCUACAACCUUGGAACUACAAAGAAAUGUCUUCUCUCUUUGUCUUUCUCUUUCUACUCUUUUGCUCCUCUCUCAAAAGCCUAGGAGCUGCAACAACCUUAGCAAGCCAGAAUAAUUCAGUUAUUGGUGACACAAUUGAUGCAAACAAAUGGAUUACAAUUGCCUCAACAGUAGUUUCAUCAGGUGGGAAUUUUGAAAUGGGGUUCUUCACACCAGGUAACAAUUCUAAUUAUUACAUAGGCAUAUGGUACAAAAAACUAAGUGUACAAACUGUUAUUUGGGUUGCAAAUAGAGAGACACCAGUUUCCAUAUAUGAAAUGGAUUUUGCACAAUUCAAGAUUGUAGAUGGAAAUUUGGUACUCCUCAAUGGUACUAGACAUACAAUUUGGUCCACAAAUAUCAAGUAUUCCACAAAUUCUAACAAUUCCCAAGUUGUAGCAACUCUAUUUGAUGAUGGGAAUUUGAUAUUGAGUAAUGGAGAUAGUAAAAAUUCAACGAAUUUUCUAUGGACAAGUUUUGAUCAUCCGUCUCACACGUUCAUGCCUGGUUCAAAAUUCGGGUACAACAAACGUACGAGGCUGAAGCAGGUCCUUACUUCAUGGAAAAGCGAGAAUGAUCCAUCACCGGGACCCUUUACUCAUGAAGUUGACAUGGAUAAGUAUAGUGGCCAAGGUGUUAAUAUGUGGAACCAUAGUGUGAUUUAUUGGAAUAGUGGACCUUGGACAGGCAACAAUUUUACAGGUGUACCAUAUCAACCAAAUCCUAUGUUUAAUUACACAUAUGUUAACAAUGAUGAUGAGGUUUAUUACAUGUACAAAUUCUUUAAUCCUGCACUUAUUUCAAGAUUCGUUAUGGAUGUCAAUGGACAAACAAAACAAUUUUUGUGGAUGGAUAGUACAAAUGCUUGGAGUGUUUUUUACACUGAUCCAAAACAAGUUUGUGAUGUUUUUGCUUAUUGUGGGGCUUUUGGUAUUUGUAAUGAACUAAACAACUCUGCUUCAACAUGUGAUUGUUUGCCUGGUUUUAAGCCUAAGUUCGAAAAAGAUUGGGGAUUGAAUAGUUUUUCAAGUGGAUGUAUGAGGAAAACAAGUUUGAAUUGUGGUAAGUUUAGUGAAAAGGACAGGUUUUGGGUGCACAAGAAUAUGAGAUUACCUGCAAAUAAUCAAACUUUGAGAGUUCAGAAUGAAGCAGAGUGUGAAAGUGCAUGUUUGGAGAAUUGUGGUUGUGUUGGUUAUUCUUAUAAUAGUGGAAAUAUUGGGUGUUUGAUUUGGAGUGGAGAGCUGUUAAAUUUGCAACAACUCUCUCAAGAUAAUGCUAAUGGAAGCACCAUUUACGUCAGGCUUGCAGCUUCUGAAUUUUCAAGUAACAAAGCAGAUGAACAUCAAAAGCAAACUUCAAAAAAGCUGAAAGUUGCCAUACCUAUUGGUGUAAUUGCUGCACUUCUCUUUGUUUCAUGCUUUACAUACAUAUAUUAUAGAAAAAGAAGAAGCUCAAAAGUCAAAGAGAGUAGUACAAAAUCUCUCAUGCAGAAUACUGAAGGAGAAGGAAAAGAAUUGAUAAAUAUUCAGGAUGAAGAUAAAGGCAAUAUUGAUGUUCCAUUCUUUAGUUUGGAAAGCAUAUUAGUGGCAACAGAUGACUUCUCAGAACAAAAUAAGCUUGGACAAGGGGGUUUUGGUCCUGUUUACAAGGGCAUAUUUUCAGGAGGAAGAGAAAUUGCAGUGAAGAGGCUAUCAAGUCAUUCUGGACAAGGCUUAAAUGAAUUCAAGAAUGAAGUAAUACUGAUUGCAAGGCUUCAACAUAGAAAUCUUGUUAGACUUUUGGGUUAUUGUUUCCAAUCAAGUGAAAAGAUUUUACUCUAUGAGUAUAUGGCAAACAAAAGUCUAGACACCUUCAUAUUUGAUCGAAGACGAUGCAUGAUAUUGGAUUGGAGUAAGAGAUUUGAAAUUAUAGAGGGAAUUGCUAGAGGACUUCUUUACCUGCACCAUGAUUCAAGAUUAAGGAUCAUUCAUAGAGAUCUCAAAACAAGUAAUAUAUUAUUGGAUGAAGAGUUAAAUCCAAAAAUAUCAGAUUUUGGCUUAGCAAGGGUUGUUGAAGGGAAAAUUACACAGGGAAAUACAAAUAAAGUGGUUGGAACCUAUGGUUAUAUGGCUCCGGAAUAUGCAAUAGAUGGAUUAUUCUCAACUAAAUCGGAUGUAUUUAGUUUUGGAAUAGUUAUACUCGAGAUCAUCAGUGGAAGAAGGAAUACCGGAUUUUUUCACCAAGAAGAAGCGUCGAACCUCUUAGGCCAUGCAUGGAGAUUAUGGAAAGAAGAUAAGGCCAUGGACUUAGUGGAUCAAUCACUACAUGAAUCAUGCAACGAAGAAGAAGCAAUCAAAUGCCUUAAUAUUGGUCUUUUGUGUGUACAAGAAGAUCCAAAAGAUCGACCCAACACAUCAAAUAUAGUUAUGAUGCUUGGUAGCGAAAAUAUUGUUUCUCUUCCGAGCCCAAAUCAACCAUCUUUCAUGACUAGAAAAUAUGCCAACAAUAACACAUCUUCUUCUUCUGCUGCUAAGUCUGAUAUUGUCUCUAACAAUGAGCUCACUGUGACCAUUGAAAUUGGUCGAUAAUUAGAUGGGAUGCCAUCAAUUUUUGACAUAUAGUAAAUAUAAUCCCUUUCCUUU